Molecule: messenger RNA, 1121 nt
Organism: Rhipicephalus microplus (southern cattle tick)
Lineage: Eukaryota; Metazoa; Arthropoda; Arachnida; Ixodida; Ixodidae
Product: BEN domain-containing protein 5
Biological process (GO): negative regulation of DNA-templated transcription
Molecular function (GO): DNA binding
Source: RefSeq, a predicted model, not a curated record
UUGAUUUUGCGCUCCCACUUAAUUAUGCCGGCAGCACCGAAGGUGGCCUACGUCGUUUACGACGAUGGCUACCGCGCUAUAGUGAGCGUGAAGCUCAUUAAGGACUUCAAGCCGGCGAGUGUGGCUGACUGCCAAAAACACAAAGAAAUAUAUUGGAAGACCAAUGAAGCAGGGCACGUCGACGAAGGGUAUUAUCGAGGAGACGUCGUCCUCCUUGGUGCCACCUUCAGUGACCUCAUUCAGAAGAUGGGCAAGAAACGGCUGUCGGUUCCUGACACUGUCUUUUAUAACGUAGAAAGUGAAGAAGAGACAACUGAAAAGAAACAUUGGCCAGCCGUUCCUGUUGCGGCCACCAAUGCAGCACAUCUACUAACCAUGGCGCCUACGAACAUGAGGCCACCCACAGGAGCAUUCAAGAGAAGUAGAUUUUUUUUGCAUUUUCAGGCAAGGCCGUUGCAGUUCAUGCAGCCAUCGCCAUCUUCGCCACCACCACCAUCGCCACCACUACCGUCGCCACCACCACUAUGGCCGUGCUCGCCAUUAUCUCCACAAGGGUGGUCAGCAACGCUGCCUUUGCCACCGCCGCAGCACUUACUGCUACCAGAGCCUCCGUCGCCUUCUUCAGAGCAGCCACGGAUGCAGCCAUGCCCAUUGAUGCCACCGGUACCACACCCUGGAACCACUUCAAGUGGUUUUCAAGAACCUACCAGCCAGGGUUUGGGUGCCAGUGAUGAACUGCCGCUGUUUUCCCAGGUGGACAAUCAAAUUCACCUAGGAAACGGCAUAUUGCUGGAGCAGGAAAAAUGGGCAUGGCUGCUUUUGCGUCCGAGAGACAGCUCGUUUUGUAAGGAGGCGACCAAGCUUCUGUGGGGUGUGAGUGCCCUCCACAACAGGAGCAUCACAGGAGCCCCUUGUCGGCGCUACGUGCGCUCGGAAAAGCAGGCACCACCCAGGAGGGCACUCACACCUAAGAAAUUGGAGGCAGUCGGAAAUGCCUUCAGCAAGUACAUUGCUGGGAGACCAAGCGAAGUGGCACCAAUUGAGAGGCUAAGAAAAAUGAACAGAUUCAUUGCUGAAAUGUUGAACGACCUAAAUAAAUGAGUCGUCAAAACAUUACUCUA